AUGGUAGAUUUCAUGGGUGUUCCACAACCCAAACGGAGAAAUAACCAAACCUCUUAUCGAGAGGGAGAGCCCAUCCUAGAACGUAUCCAAAAUGCGGUGCCUCCGCCUGGUGCAACCACUACUGGCGUGACUCCUCCGUCUGGUGCAACCACUGCUGGCGUAAUUCCCCCACAGAGAACAACAACAGUCGAAAGGAAUCCGAUAAUAGAUUUGGAGCCUUCGAAUCAAAGAACUGUCCCCGUUCGACAAGAGUUUGAGGAGGAAAGACCCAAAUUAAGGAUAGUAGGUAGGGACGAACACCCAGACGAAGUGGUUCAGAGAGUCAGGAGAGAAAACUUAGCCACAAAAAAUAAUUUAACUGCCAUGAUAGAGAGAGUUAUGGCAAAUAAUGGCCUCAAUACUGGGCUUCGACGUCCAAAUUAUACAUCUUCCAUAGCGGAUUAUAUCAUGCAAACAGAGUUGCCAAGGGGCACCAAAGUGCCAAAAUUUACUAAGUUUUCGGGAGACACGAAUGAAUCAACAAUAGAACAUAUUGCUAGGUAUCUGACGAAGCUGGAGACUUAG
This is a messenger RNA of Vicia villosa (hairy vetch), 564 nucleotides long. RefSeq lists its product as uncharacterized. The coding region runs from base 1 to 564 and encodes 187 amino acids. Lineage: Eukaryota; Viridiplantae; Streptophyta; Magnoliopsida; Fabales; Fabaceae. The record is from RefSeq and is a predicted model, not a curated record. The transcript has a single exon.